UACCCCGCCCACCCUUUGCCAUGUGGUGGCAAAGCCUUUAUAUUCCUGCCUCAGUGACCUCAGCUCAGAGCAGACAGAGUGAGUCUGAGGAGACUGAUCAAAGAGCUGUGAAGAAGAAGAAGAAGAAGAAGAUGCUGCUGCUGGUGUCUGUCAUACUCUUCCUAGGAGCAGUGAGACAGUCCUGGGCCAAAACCAGGACUUUGGAGUACUACAUCGGCGCCGUGGAGACGACCUGGAACUACCUUGAUUCAGGGGACAUAGACUUGGCCUCCAGUCAAAGACCUGACAUCCCAAAAUAUACCAAGGCCAUUUAUGUUGAAUACAAAGACUCCACAUUUACAACCCAGAAAUCAAAGCCGCCAUGGGCCGGUAUCCAAGGUCCAACCAUCCGAGCCCAGGUGACCGAUAAAGUUGUGGUCCAUUUCAAAAACUUUGCGUCACAACAUUUUAGUAUUUCUCCCAUUGGGAUUCCCUACUGGAAACAAUCAGAAGGUGCGGGAUAUGAAGAUUCAACCACCGCUCAGGAGCAGGAGGAUGACGCUGUUGCUCCUGGCGGCUACUACACAUACGUGUGGGACAUUCACACCCAGAGCGCCCCGACGUCCACAGACCCAGACUGCCUCACGUAUUCCUACUCUUCCCGAGUCGACAUAGUCAGGGACUUCAACUCGGGGCUCAUCGGACCAUUAUUAAUCUGCAAAGCAGGUGUUCUGACAGAUGAGGGCAGGCAGAAGGUUCCAGAGUUCAUCUUGCUUUUUGCUGUGUUUGAUGAAAACAAGAGCUGGUACAGGAACCUGGAAAGGUCCCUGGACAAAUUCAAAAAGCCUGAAAUGGCCAGAGAAUACCAUACCAUCAACGGACAUUUCAACUCAUCUUUACCUGGUCUGACUCUGUGUCAGGGCUAUGAGGAUGUAUCCUGGCACCUGAUCGGUGUGGGCACCUCUCCUGAGAUCCACUCCAUCCAGUUUCAGGAGUACUCGCUGGUGGUCAUGAAACACAGAAAGGUGUCCUUGGAGAUGACCCCCAUGACCUUCACUACGGCACUGAUGAAGCCGCUCUCGGAGGGGAGGUUCCAGAUCUCCUGCCGGAUCCACUCCCAUAAGCAAGCCGGCAUGAGUGCCAUCUUCUCGGUGGAGACAUGCGCAGAUGCCACGGGCCCAGACAGGCGCAAUGCCAAUGAUGAGGAGGACUUCGGGUUCUCGCUCGAGGACCUCAUGUCCACUGUUGUCUUUCAGCGUGGAGGCAUUGCGUCCGUCCUGAGGUCGGGGAGUAAGGGACGACCCAAAGUGUGGGUCCACUACAUCGCCACAGAGGAAGUGACCUGGGACUAUGCUCCAAAUGUUAACGAGGGUGACAGGCUUUUUUCCUCUGAGAACUUGAGACGUGAUCCGCAGCGCUUGGGGAAGGAGUAUAAGAAGGUGAUGUAUGUGGAGUACACGGACAAGAGUUUCACUAAGAGAAAGGAGAGAAGCCCAGGCAAGGGACUGAUGGGGCCCGUCCUGACGGGAGAGGUUGGAGACAAAUUCCAGAUUGUUCUCAAGAAUCUGGCUAAUCGGCCAUACAACAUCUAUCCCAAUGGCUUGACAAGCAUUUUGUCACUACAUCGACAAGCAACCCAUAAGGACAUGAGCACACUUGCAAUACAACCAGGCGAGUCCUUUACAUACCUCUGGAAACUGACAUCUGAGGACGGUCCCACGGACGCCGACCCACGAUGCCUCACCCGCCUGUACCAGAGCACUCUCAACCCUGAGAUGGACUUAGCCUCUGGGCUAGUGGGACCCUUCAUCAUCUGUAAACAAGGCUCACUGGACCGGUCAGGCAGAGUGGUAACUUCAGAUAAGGAGAAGCAUUUGAUGUUUGCCAUAUUUGAUGAAAACAAAAGCUGGUACCUCAAAGAAAACAUUAAUAAGUACAGUGACGACCCUUCUGCAAUAAAUACUCAGGAUCCAGAUUUCUACAACUCUAAUGUUAUGAAUACUGUAAAUGGACUGAUGUACAGCAACCUCCAAUUUAAGAGUUGCCUGGGCGACGUCACCUUCUGGCAUCUGGCAAACGUGGGGACACAGAGCGACUUUCUGUCAAUUUACUUCACUGGAAAUCCUUUUGAGAAAGACAAAGUGUACGACACAGUCCUCACACUCUUCCCCAUGAGCGGGGAAACAGUUGCAACAGAGAUGGAGACACUUGGUGAGUGGGAGAUCAGUGCUUUUGACCCUAACCUGAAAGCCAAAGGGAUGAGUGCCCAGUAUUCAGUGUUCCACUGUGAAAAGGGGUUACCCCUGGUGGACACUGAGGAUGAUUAUGAUGAUUUUGAAGAUUAUUUCCCACUACCCAUGGUGAGGGGUGCCAGAGGAGGCCAGGGAAACCGGACCGUAGCCAUCCAAGUGUGCCGGAAGUCGCAAGGAAAUGACACACAGCUGGAAAACACUCUCCCCAUGGAAGGAACGGAAAGCAAGAGAAAGAUGGUGUGUGAGGUGAAGUACAUCAGUGUGGAGGACGAGGCGGACAAUGAUGUUCUCUCAAAUGGUGGGAUACCCGAGGACAUUCUGGAGGAACUGGAUAAAGAGUUGAAAGGGGACCUAGAAAAGCGACAGAAGAGGUCACUAAUAGUGGAAAACACUGAGGGAGACACAUCAGCGGAAGAAGACCUGGAGGUCAGUGGUGGAGCUUUGCCUGAUUUUCCAGACCAUAUUGAUUUGGUAGGUCUGGGAGAAGCCCAGCUGACGACAGUGGAGAACACCACUGAGGUAGAUGUUGAUGAAAGCUCUUCAGAGAAGAACAAAACCUUAAAUGACUUCUUUGGAAACAUCCUCCGAAGACUGGUCCAACAUUCUUUGAAUGACCCUAUCCAGACACUGAACGAGACCUGGGAGGAGGUGAACAAUAGCGUGGAGAAUGAUUCUGACCGACAAAACAGGAGCAAGCUACAGAGACGACAAGCACUUGACCUUAUAAAGCACACAGAGGAGGAUAGUUUGAUGGACCUGCAUAGCGGUAACGACAUCCUUAGAGAACCAGCUCUGAUUGAAGAUAACACAUUGGACAGUCUAAACUCACUGUACUUUGCUGACAAAGACCCAGAUAAGUUAAUGGUAGACCUUGGCGUCCUGGAGGAUUUGUCCAACUCCACAGACAAUACGACAGACACAAGACAGACAUUUUCAUUUGAAUAUGACGACUACAGUGAUGAAAAGAACUUCUCCAUGAAUGAUAUCCCUCAUGAGGAGCUUUUGAAUGCAAGAGCUGUCAAAGUAAACUUCCGCAGCUAUUACAUUGCAGCUGAGGAAAUCAUGUGGGAUUACGGAAUCAAGAAACCCCAUCAACUCAUUAAGCCAAAAGAAAUGCGACGUGGAUACAGGAAGUACUUCCCAGAGUACAAGAAAGUAGUUUUCCGUGCUUACCAGAAUCGAGACUUCCAGGUGCCUGUCAAUCAAGGAGAACUUGAUAAACACCUUGGAAUAAUGGGACCAGUGCUGAAAGCAGAAGUCAAUGAUGUGCUGACAGUGGUCUUCAGGAACAAAGCCUCCAGGCCCUACUCUCUGCACCUUCAGGGGGUUUAUGACAAGUUCCAGGGGCAGACGUCUCCCAGCGGGAUCCCUGGGCAGGACUUCAGGCCAGAUGAGGCCCCCGGAGAGCCUGUGCCUCCUGGGGAGGAGAGGGUCUACAACUGGAGAAUCUCUAAACGUCAGGGACCUGCCGCCAAAGAUUUUGACUGCAAGACUGGCGCCUAUUACUCCAACGUUAACAAGGAGAAGGACAUAAACUCUGGACUGAUUGGCCCCCUGUUGAUCUGUAAGCCAGGGACUCUCAAACCCCCCACACUUCAGCAACCAGGGGUACGGGAUCUCUUCCUCCUCUUCACCAUCUUCGAUGAGAGGAAGAGCUGGUACAUGGAGGACAAUAUCAAUACAUUCUGCACUCCCCCUUGCAAAGCCAAUAAGAAUGACCCCUGGUUUGAGAUGAGCAACAAAUUUUCAGCCAUCAAUGGAUUUGUGGCGGAGACCCUUCCUGGGCUGGCUAUUGAGCAGUACCAGCAGGCCCGCUGGCACCUCAUGAACGUGGGGAGCGGGGGCGAGUUCCAUGCUGUCCACUUCCACGGACUCCCAUUCAGCGUCAAGAACGGCGAGGAGCACAGGAUGGGUGUGUUCAACCUCUAUCCAGGUGUGUUUGGUACGGUGGAGAUGUGGCCGCCUAUGCUGGGUACCUGGUUGGUGGAGUGCACCAUAGGGGAGCACCAGCUCUCCGGCAUGAGAGCCAAGCUGCUGGUCUAUAACCCAAAGUGCAUUCAGCCACUUGGGAUGCAGUCAGGAAUGAUUGACGAUGAGCAAAUCUCAGCUUCGGACUACUAUGGCAACUGGGAUCCAAGCUUGGCCAGGUUGGAACUAUCUGGGUCAGUUAACGCCUGGAUUGGCAACACAAAAAUAUCAUGGCUACAGGUGGACCUACGGAAGCCUAUGCUAAUACACGGAAUCCAGACCCAGGGAGCGCGAACCACUAUGGGCCUCUCAGAGACUUUCACCAUGUUCUACACCCUAUCGUACAGCAUGGACAACGAGCAUUGGAAUAUCUACCGAGGGAAUAGCUCCGAUCCAUCCAGAUUUCGAGGCAACCAGGAUGGCUCGAGCAUAAAGGAGAAUCUCCUGUCCCCACCCGUCCUUGGCCAGUACAUCAGAGUGAAUCCAACCGAAUUUAAGGGCCGUCCCACUUUUCGCUUGGAGCUGCUGGGGUGUGAUGUAAAUAGCUGUUUGAUGCCUCUGGGAAUGCAGAAGGCCAUUCCUGACAACAGCAUCACAGCCUCCACCUACCUGCACAAGUGGCUGCUGGCUUGGGCCCCUGCCCUGGCAAGGCUCCAUAAGGAGGGCCGGGCCAACGCCUGGAGGCCGAAGAGCAAUGACCCCCACCAGUGGAUCCAGGUGGACUUCGGCAAGCAGAAGAGAGUGACGGGCAUCAUCACGCAGGGGGCACGGGCCAUGCUCCAGCCCAUGAUGGUCACCGAGUUUGCAGUGUCCACCAGCGACAACGGCCACUCCUGGACCAUGGUGAUGGAGGACAGGACACAGAGUGUGAAGAUCUUUGAAGGAAACAUGGAACACCAUGAAGAGAAGAUGAACCUCUUUGAUCCUCCUAUCUUUACCCGCUACAUCCGCGUACAUCCCAAAGGCUGGAUUAAUGACAUCGCGCUUCGAAUGGAGUUCCUCGGGUGCGAAACACAACAGAGGAUCUAAAUGCGCCACAUGAGGAGGAUGGAAGCCGAAAAAUAAUAUUGAGCGCUUGCUUCUGAAAGACUCUUUUGUAUAACUCAUGACUAUCCAUGUUUUUUCUGUCAGUGCUGGGUGUUACACAUUGAUACACACAAAAGUCACAUGGUGAAGAAGGUUAGAUUCCACAUUCCACUAAUAUAUCCACACAACCUCUGUUUAAUUUGAAAUCUCUGUAAAUAUCAUGUAAAUCAUGCUGUAUUUAUUUUGUAUAUCAAAAGUAUUGGUAUGUCACACUUGUGUGAUAUAUUGUGUUUGCACUGUGAAGAGAGAAGAAAGACUAUUUUACCUGGGGGAUUUUAUGGGGGAAAAUUAAACUUAUAUUUUAAAUA
Molecule: messenger RNA, 5593 nt
Organism: Clupea harengus (Atlantic herring)
Lineage: Eukaryota; Metazoa; Chordata; Actinopteri; Clupeiformes; Clupeidae
Gene: f8
Product: coagulation factor VIII, procoagulant component
Cellular component (GO): plasma membrane
Molecular function (GO): signaling receptor activity; copper ion binding; oxidoreductase activity
Source: RefSeq, a predicted model, not a curated record